Messenger RNA from Exophiala aquamarina CBS 119918, 693 nucleotides. RefSeq lists its product as uncharacterized. The record is from RefSeq and is a predicted model, not a curated record. The transcript has 3 exons. The coding region runs from base 1 to 693 and encodes 230 amino acids. NCBI's taxonomy places the organism in Eukaryota, Fungi, Ascomycota, Eurotiomycetes, Chaetothyriales, Herpotrichiellaceae.
AUGUCAUCGACGCCACUUGACCUCAGCAAACCUAGUCGGACCAUCAAGGUCGGGGUUCUGCUCAUGGGAGGGGAGACCGAGAUUCUAGAUGUUGGAGCAGUGGACAUGCUGCACGGCCUAUCCAAGAGUUUCUACAAGGGUUGGGACGACAAAUUCAUUGACCCGAAGCUCAAGGAGCAAGCAAUCGACUUCACAUUCCAUUGGGUAAAUGAAAAGGGAACGCCAGCCAAGUUAACCGGAGGCAUCACCCUUAUACCUACGCACGAUUUCUCAAAUGCCCCAGCCUUGGAUAUCGCCAUCAUGGGCGCGCAUGAUAUUACUUAUCAGCCCAGCGAGACCGAACUUGCGUAUGUCCGCAAAGCAUAUGAAGAUAGCGUGGCCUUCAUCGCCAUCUGUGGCGGCAUCCAAACGCCACUCCUUGCGGGAUUAUUCAAGGGAAAGUCGGCGACGGGACCGCGAGCCAUGUUAGCUAUGGCCAAACAGAUGGGCCCGGAUACCCAGUGGGAGGAAAAGCGCUGGCAUAGAGAUGGCAAGCUUUGGACCAGCGGAGCCUUGAUCAACGGGUUGGACCUCAUGUCUGCCUUUGUUCGGGAGUAUUGGGGUGGUGAGGGAAGUCUGGCUGAAUGGGUGCUUGCGUUGACCCAUUGCCCUAGUCGAGAUGUGUACUAUGCCGACGCACCCACGAAGCUCUAG